AUGAAUCUGAAUGAUCUUUUGUCAUCUGAUGCAGACUGGCAAUACGCUCGACAGGAGCGCUCGAAUCGUGGAGAACUCGUGGAUGUUCAUACGGUUGAACACACACAGGACCUAUUGUUGGAGACAUUCAACCGUUACGUGAACUGGAGUCGUAAACACGAUGCCGCUCACGUGACACGACCCCAUUCCGGAUCCACACGCCCAUCUCCCGGGUCGACACAAUCCCAGUUUUGGCCGCGAAUUUUCAUGGCGUUGACAGAGCUCCGCUCUAUCACGCUAUGUAAUCAGGGCCUCUUUGUGGAACGCGCGUUCAGUGCAGCAUGCGAUCAAUUACCUUGGUACUUUCACGAACUAUUCCAUGGCAGUCAAGUGAGCGGUGGUGCUGAGUCCGAAUCAAUCCCGAUAGAUGAGCGCCUCACCACCGGUCCGUCUGUCCGCUUGAAUUGA
Molecule: messenger RNA, 447 nt
Organism: Echinostoma caproni
Lineage: Eukaryota; Metazoa; Platyhelminthes; Trematoda; Plagiorchiida; Echinostomatidae
Source: the annotation of a GenBank genome assembly